Molecule: messenger RNA, 6537 nt
Organism: Bombina bombina (fire-bellied toad)
Lineage: Eukaryota; Metazoa; Chordata; Amphibia; Anura; Bombinatoridae
Gene: GDF11
Product: growth differentiation factor 11
Exons: 3
Coding region: 75-1229 (384 amino acids)
Biological process (GO): SMAD protein signal transduction
Cellular component (GO): extracellular region
Molecular function (GO): growth factor activity; cytokine activity
Source: RefSeq, a predicted model, not a curated record
CAAGGCAGCUGUCCUCUUUGCACCAGUAGCAGUCAGCAGCUUCCUCUGGAGAUUCAAUCUGCACAAGUCCAACAAUGUUGGCACAGCGGUCACACCUCUUCUUCUGCAUUCUUGUCCUGUCAAUGGAGUUCUCCAAAAGCAAGGGGGAGUCAAUGCUGCAAAGGGGUACCCUAGAGGUGGAGACCUCUCUAGGGGAGAGCGAGGAGCAGGAGUGCCCCGUGUGUAUGUGGAGAAAACACAGCAAAGAGAUGAGACUGGAGAGCAUCAAGUCUCAGAUCCUGAGCAAACUUAGGCUUAAGGAAGCUCCCAACAUCACCCGAGAGGUGGUAAACCAGCUUCUACCCAAGGCUCCCCCUCUGCAGCAGAUACUGGAUCAGCAUGAAUUUCAGGGAGACUCUUUUCAGCACAAUGCUUUCCUGGAAGAGGAUGAGUAUCAUGCCACUACGGAGACUGUUAUCAGCAUGGCACAGGAAACGGAUCCCGUGGUGAGAUUGGAUGGGAACCCUCACUGCUGCUACUUUAACUUCAGCCCAAAGAUAAUGUUCACAAAGGUAGUGAAGGCCCAGUUGUGGGUAUACCUGCAACCAGUGCAGCAUACCUCUACCGUUUACCUGCAGAUCUUGCGCCUGAAGCCAGUGACUGAUGAGGGGAGUAGGCACAUUCGUAUUCGCUCCUUCAAGAUAGACCUCAACUCUCGCACAGGUCAUUGGCAGAGCAUUGACUUUAAACACGUGCUUCAGAACUGGUUCAAGCAGCCCCACAACAAUUGGGGAAUUGAAAUUAAUGCCUUUGACCCCAAUGGCAAUGACCUAGCUGUUACUUCACUGGGACCAGGAGCAGAAGGACUGCAUCCCUUUAUGGAGCUUCGUGUGAUGGAGAACAACAAGCGAUCAAAGAGAAAUCUGGGACUUGACUGUGAUGAACAUUCUACUGAGUCCCGCUGCUGUCGGUAUCCACUAACUGUGGAUUUUGAGGCCUUUGGUUGGGACUGGAUAAUUGCUCCCAAACGAUACAAAGCCAACUACUGCUCAGGCCAGUGUGAAUAUAUGUUUAUGCAGAAGUACCCACAUACUCACCUUGUGCAGCAAGCAAAUCCUCGGGGAUCUGCCGGGCCCUGCUGUACCCCAACCAAAAUGUCUCCAAUCAACAUGCUGUACUUUAAUGACAAGCAACAAAUAAUUUAUGGCAAGAUCCCUGGCAUGGUAGUAGACCGAUGUGGUUGCUCCUAAGACUUUUUAUCCUUCUUUCUUGACCCAGUCGCCCUCAAUUUCUCUCCUUCGCUCAAGGGUAAAAGCAGACCAAAAUUUGGGACUGGGGCUAGUGCAGUAUUUAUGCCUCCAAUUCCUUUCUCUCUAUCCAGGUUAAGCUUGAGAUGUGGCAUUCUUCGCAUCUGAUUUCUGCUUAUAGUUAAGCUUUUGCAAUAAUUGGUGUAGAUAUUUUCUAAGUUCAGUAUAGCAAUUCAAGGGCUGUGUUCCUACCCAUGUAAUCUGACAAACAUGGGAUAAACUAAUGGGAUCUUAAAUCAUUAUAUGCCAUAUUGCACUACAUCCGAGACCAAUUCAUGGGUUAGGAAGCUUAUUUUUGGAAGAUAAAAUGUUUGCUUUGUAAAAAGCUACAUUUUUUAUAAUUUGAAGAAGGUAUGUCCACAUUAAAGACUUUUUGGGAACAAUUAUUUGUCCCCGUAUCAAUUCUCAGAAGUUCAUGGGUGCAAAAUGGAGCCAAAAAAUGUAACUUCUGUUUUGCAUUACAACAUUUUUAGAUAUCUAAUAAUUGUAAAGCGAUUUCCAUGGUCAGAAUUAUGGACUGGUCUUCUACCAAACACAGUUUAUAGCACAACUCUCCCUUCGUUUUGCUCCAGUUACAUUUAUGACUUGAAUCAACCUCCUCUCUUUUAAACCUUUUUGCCCAAAAUUGCGGAUUCCAGAAGACCAGAAAUAGUUUUUAGAGACUCUCGCCUUUGGCUAAUGCAUUGUGCAAUAUAAAGUAAAACUAAGCAUGAAAAUAAGUCAUUGUAUUCCCUGCAAACUAUUCGUACAAUGCUGCCUGCUCUUAAAAUCAGCUUAGUUAUGUAGAAUAUCAUUUAUAAUAAAUACAUUUAAAGAGAGUGAGGUUAUUAUACCCUGGUCAUGUAGGUUUUAAAAUGAAACUUGAAAAAUUUAUUUUAGGAAUAGCUUUAUCUUUUCGUGUCAGGAGGUAAAAAUGUCUUAAUUAUGACUUAGGCUUUUCCUUGGUGUUAUUCCUAACCUGGCACAAUAAGCACGGUAACAGAUAGGCUAGUCUGUUAUCUACAUAGUAUUGAGGCUUCUCAGGGAUUGGUCUAACAUCAGGUAUAGGUAGGGUCCCUAAAUUUAGAUUUACUGUGUGUUGACAGGCACACUGGGAAGCUUUUCUGAAACCUCCUUUGCAGUGCAGUGAUAUUCAGUUGAAAAGAAGCUGGUCCACUGUGUGUGCUACAUUACUACAUCACACAUUAAAUAGAUGCACUAAAUACAGCCCUUAAGACACAUUGUGCAUAUUUAUCUGUCCCAGUAACAGCUCAAUGCCCUCUAUGGACCAUUCUCUUUUAACUUCUUUAAGUAGUUUCCUUCCUGUAAUAUGCUGUAGUAGUGUUCAUGCAUAUACCUGUACAUAUUAAUAGGUUACAUUAUCAAAUAUAAUGUGAACACAAAGCUUGAAAACUGCUAGAAAGAAGGCAGCAAUAGUGGAUUAAAAAUGAAUGAGGGUUGUUGAAUAUCACAGUGUGAGCUCAUUAAGGAAUCAGGGGCUAAAGUAUGCAAUCUAUCUUACUCUUUAGGGCCACCCUACAACUUAUGUUAAAAUGUGCAACUUUCUUGAUAAACAAAAAGUAAUUUGGACAGAUAUGGAGUUGUCACUUCAUUGUUAAUUCAGUACAGUAUAUCUUUUUUUUGGCAGCUUUUAACUCAUAUUGCUGGCUGCCCACCUGGAGUAUACUGAUUUAUCUUAAUAUGUUACAACAGACAGCUCAGAUUAUUUUAAUGGUUUAAUACUUUCUCUCCUUUCCCAUAUGCUAUAAAGCUGUGUAUCUUUUAAAGAACCAGCUUUAUGGCAUAUUGGAUAGAAUCCACUAGAUAACAAAUUAUGGGAACAAUUUUGAAUGAUAACCUGAAAAUAUGGGGUAUGAAUCACAUAUCCAGAAUGUAGAACAGGUUAAGAUGGACUAUGCUUUUUUAAGAGACCGUAAUUGUAUUUUUUUUUUUCAAAGAGGAUUAAAGGGUAUCCUUUUUUGACAUGGCACCAUUUGCACUAUAGAAGGUCUUAGGACCAGUGGAAGAAGAGAUGCCAUUUGUGUUCCUGUUUAUGUCUCCAACAGACUCCAGACUAGAAGGGACAAUUUUGUCCAGCCUCUGUACAUUCUGCUGAGGCAUUACACUUUCAGCAUGCACAUGCUUCAGAGCUGUAAACCCAGGACUACUAUAGGUUGUCCAUUCUAGGCUGGAACUAUCCAUCUUUUAUAUGUGUAUGUUUAUGUGUGUGUGAAUGAGGAGAUUUUGUAGAAGGGAAAUGGGAUCUUGGGUGGGGUUUUACUAUGCUGGAAGGUUAUUACCUGUCAAUAUUGAAAAAGUGAGAAAAAAGCAUCGCCUUAUCCUUCUUACUAGCUAGGCAGUGACCAUUCUUGUAUGCCAAAUGUCAGUAAAGCUCUAUGUUUCUGAGCACACUUCCACAAACUGUUUUUUGAAUAAUCUGUCACUCGCUUGUCAGUGUAAUCAGUGAGAGCCCACAAGAGCUACAAUAUAACUUUCAUGCUACCUGGCAAAGCAGUUCCAAGACCCCGAAAAUUGACACAAUUUCUGCUAGUGGGCCACUACAUACUAUUAAGUGGAUUUCUACAAGUUAUAUGGAAAGAACACCUUCACAAAGAGACAUUUUCUUCUGUAUUGGCCAUUCAAAGGACUUCCCAAUGGUACUGGUCUACAUAUUAUUGUGAAUGGCAUGGUAGCUCAUAUGUAAGGGUGAAGCGAUAAUUUUGGUGACACCUUCACGGCAGGUAUCACAAUGAUGUGUGCAGGUGGAAUAUUAUGACAUGAUUUCUGCCAUAGGAAGUUGCACAUUAGUGCUGUGUUGAGAUUUUCUUAUAAAUAUAUAUUUUGUUUACUUAGGAUUCCCUAAAGCAAAAAAAAAAAAAAAUGUUUUGAGGAUGUUGUUAAUACGGGAAUUCAACCCAUAAGAUGGGGAACACUUGGUGCUGUAAAAUAAAUAUUGUUUGUAGUUUAUUUAAUUGAGGUAUAAGAAUUAAAUGGCAGAGACAUGUUUUUAAAUGUGAUCAUACAGGUAUUAUGGAUGAUUCAAACAAAUCACUUUGCAAAACUGAGAAUUUAAUGCUUUCCAGUUGUGAAAAAUGAUCAUGGUAAAAUGGUUUACUGUCAAAAUGAAAUUGCACAUUGUUGGUAAUCUGCAUAAACCUAAUAUAGGAACAAAAACUGAAGCUGGAUUUCAUGAAAGACUGUUAAAACUAACCAAUAACUUAUACACUUGCCCCUAAUUCAGUCUGUUAGGAUAGUCGUGAAAAAUGUUGUAUGUAUGUAUGGGCAAUUUUUGGUUUCUUUUUCCUAGCCAUUCCAAUCCAUUUGAAUAGACACCAUUUCAAUAUGUAAAACCUCCAGGUUUAUGUAUACAAUAUAGGAGUAAAAUCUAGUUAAACACAUGGAAAAACUAAAACAGUUGUUUCACAGGCUUAUCAAGGGGAAUUGUUGAAGCAAAAAAUGUACAGUUAAUGCAAAAAUGUAAACAUGACAUAAUAUUGUUUAAUAGUCCAAACACUGAUUUGGAGUUAUAAAUUAACCAUUUGAUAAUCAUAUUUUGGUAUUAGAUUUUAUUAAACCAAUAAUCAAUUGUGUUUAUUUAUAUAUAAAAUAAGCAAGCAGAAAAACAGGACAUGUUUUGUGUUUUUAAUAGGAUCAGGCUUUUCUAGCCAAAAAUUAAAACUAUUAUUUGAAAAAUUGCUCAAAAAUAUUUUCUGAUGGAUUGGAAUAAUUCAGUGUCUAUAUUAAAUAUUAAGUUAAUGCUGUGAGAAGCAACUGGAAGAACACACAAUAAACAUUUUUCGUAAUAGUUUUAAAAUAUACUGGAAUCACACUGAACUUCAAAUGGAUUGGAAUAGACCCCCACUGUCUGAAUACAGUGGUAAUGUUAGUGAAUUUCCACACAUUUUUUUCUUAUUAUAUAAGUUAAUUACAGACAGUUUAACCGUGCCAUUUAUUUAAAUUUGUAAAAUUAGUAAUAAUGGUAGCCAAGAAGCCUGGGCACUUAAAUGUUUUGCCGAAAGAAAGGUAACUUGGUGCACUGAUAGGAAUCUUAACACAAUAGAACUAAAAUAAAAAAUGUGUUUCUGAAUUUGAUGUGAAUGUACAGUAUCUAGAUCACGGUAGGACCUCUGGAACUGUGGCCUCAAAACCAACUGCACCACUGAUAGCUAUUCUCGGGGCUACAUUAUAGUUUACUAGUCAUGAGAGUUGAUAGCCCACUCAGUAUUAAAGAUUGGAACAGCCCAAUUUCUUUCCCUUCAAUUCCUCCCAAGUCUGGGACUAGUAAACUAAAGUAUAUUUCCAACCCUAGGUAGACCUAUGAAUGCAACUGAACGGUUCCACUAUAACAUAAGAUUCCAAAGAAGCCAUGCAGUAUAAUGCAUUUUAAAUUAAUUAUUAGUACAACUAAUUUAGGAAUAUUGUGUGUGUUAAUUUUGACAGAAAAAAAGGAAACCAUUAUUAUGUUAAACAAAAUGGUCAUAUAACUUGAUCCAACACACUAUUUAGUUUAAAUAGGUAGGGAAGAAAAAAAGAUUAAAAUAUGACCAAUUUGUUUACAAGGAAGAGACUAGCAAAUUAUCUUAUUUUAUGUGAUAUGAAAAGGCAGAAAAUAAGAAGGAAGCAAAUCCCAGCACAGCUACAUAAAAGUAUGUCCUUCACCUAGUAAAGUGAUCUGCUUGCUCUUGCUUGUGGAGAACAAGUUUAAUGGACUACAGAUAUAGAAUAUUUUCAAAAAGUGCUAUCAAUAAACUCCUUGAAAUGUUGAAUACAGGCACUAUACAUCUUCACUUCUGGACAUCUGUUAAUCAGCAGCCAAAUAGCUCUCAGUCCCAUUUAAUGAUUAAAUGUAACACCACUCUCAGUAAAUGAUUUCAUGUAACACCAUUCUCAGUAUAUGAUGUGGCGUAAAAAAAGUGUUCCCUUAUAUCAAUUAAGGCGGGAUUAUUCAUUGAUCUUAUACAUGUUUCCUAGCAGCAGGAGCAAGUUGAACUUGAGGUCCCUAGCUUGACAGCCUACUUGCGAGUAUUCUAAUUUUCACAUUCAGUUUCAUAAUGGGUGAUUUUAUGAUUAAGAAUGAAAACCUUGUUCAAAAUAGUAUGAGAUGAAAAAAUAAAAUGCUAGAAUGCUUUUGAUGCUCUGUAAAAUGGUGUUAUUCUGUAAUUUGUCUUAGUGCCUGUGGUAUUGUAAUAUUCAUAAAUCAUGGCACCAUCUUACAUUUUUAUAGAUUGUUUUGUAAAAUAAAAAACAACAUUAAUAGAGCUAAAACCUUUAA